Antrostomus carolinensis (chuck-will's-widow) is the source of this 1177-nucleotide messenger RNA. RefSeq names its product ER membrane protein complex subunit 2 (gene EMC2). Gene Ontology annotation, molecular function: protein binding. Bases 1 to 852 code for a protein of 283 amino acids. Lineage: Eukaryota; Metazoa; Chordata; Aves; Caprimulgiformes; Caprimulgidae. The transcript is spliced from 10 exons. The record is from RefSeq and is a predicted model, not a curated record.
AUGCGUGAUAAAAUGAGGAAGUGGAGGGAAGAAAACUACCGAAACAGUGAACAGAUAGUGGACGUUGGAGAAGAGUUAAUUAAUGAAUAUGCAUCUAAACUUGGAGAUGACAUUUGGAUAAUAUAUGAACAGGUGAUGAUUGCUGCCCUGGACUGCAGUCGAGAUGAUUUGGCGUUGUUUUGUCUUCAGGAACUAAGGCGGCAGUUUCCUGGGAGCCACAGAGUUAAACGAUUAACUGGAAUGCGAUUUGAAGCUAUGGAAAGGUAUGAUGAUGCUAUCCAGUUAUAUGAUAGAAUUUUACAAGAAGAUUCAACUAACACAGCAGCAAGAAAGCGUAAGAUUGCCAUUCGAAAAGCCCAGGGAAAAAAUCUUGAGGCCAUCCGAGAGCUGAAUGAGUAUCUGGAACAAUUUGUUGGAGACCAAGAAGCUUGGCAUGAACUUGCAGAACUUUACAUCAAUGAACAUGACUAUGCAAAGGCGGCCUUCUGCUUAGAGGAGCUUAUGAUGACUAAUCCACACAACCACUUAUACUGUCAGCAAUAUGCUGAAGUUAAAUACACUCAAGGGGGGCUCGAAAACCUUGAGCUAUCAAGAAAGUAUUUUGCACAAGCACUGAAGCUUAACAACAGAAAUAUGAGAGCUUUGUUUGGACUUUAUAUGUCUGCCAGCCAUAUUGCUUCCAAUCCAAAAGCAAGUGCAAAAAUGAAAAAAGAUAAUAUGAAAUAUGCCAGCUGGGCAGCUAACCAAAUAAACAGAGCAUACCAGUUUGCAGGUCGCAGUAAGAAGGAAACUAAAUACUCUUUGAAGGCAGUGGAAGACAUGUUAGAGACGCUGCAAAUCACUCAAUCUUAGGUUGGCGUAGAGAUCCCAUAUUAAAUUUUCAAAUUCCAUGUUCAACCUGUAAUGAUCUAUUGGUUAUGUUACUCUAGUGCUGUUGAAAGUAAAUUUUGUAUUGAUUAAUGUGCUAUCUAAAAUAAUGUUUUGUGAAAAGUAAGAUGCCUAUUUAUUGCUGCUGUGAGAGAUGUGAUGAAUACCCACUGAAACUAGUAACUUAUCCACAAACACAACAUAAAGAAAUGACAUCUGCUGCACAUCACUCUCUUUAGAUUUUUGUAUCUGCAGUACCUGCUUUUAAGCCAUAAUUUGUAGAAAUAAACUUGUUAAAUGAUUAAAAAAA